Gopherus flavomarginatus (Mexican gopher tortoise) is the source of this 933-nucleotide messenger RNA. It is a transcript of the gene SWSAP1, whose product is annotated as SWIM-type zinc finger 7 associated protein 1. Gene Ontology annotation, molecular function: single-stranded DNA binding. The coding region runs from base 16 to 768 and encodes 250 amino acids. The record is from RefSeq and is a predicted model, not a curated record. The transcript has 2 exons. Gene Ontology annotation, cellular component: Shu complex. Gene Ontology annotation, biological process: double-strand break repair via homologous recombination. NCBI's taxonomy places the organism in Eukaryota, Metazoa, Chordata, Testudines, Testudinidae.
GGAGUGGGCGGGGCGAUGUCGGCGGCGCUGCAGCGCGCGCUGGGCGCAGCUGGGCCCGGCCCGACCCCGACCCCGACCCCGGCGCUGGUGCUGGGCCCGGCCGGCUCGGGCCGCUCGGCGCUGCUGUUCCGGGCGGCGCUGGGCGGGCCCCGCGCGCUGUUCCUGGCGCCCCGCGCCCUGCAGCGGCUGCCGGGGGCCCGGCGCGGGGAGAGCGGCCCGCGCGGCCUGCAGCGCAUCCAGUUCCUCUACCCGCCCUCGCUGCGGGAGCUGCUGCGCCUGUUGGCCUCGCUGCCCCAGAGCCUGCCUGGGCCCCCUGCCCUCCUCCUGCUGGAUGGGCUGGAGCAGUACCUCGCUGGUUGCCGUGGCCCUCCGGCGGCCGCCCGGCUCUCAGCCCUGCUGGUGGACACGGCUUCGUACUUCACAGGGCGCCUCGGCGCGGACCCCCAAGGAUCUGCCCCCUGCUGCCAGCUGGUCGCCUCCAUGCAGGUCUCCGGGGAAACAGAGGCUGAGGAUCAUCUCUGUGUCCUCCAGCGCUACUUCCCAGCCCAGUGCUGGCUGUGCCCAGACCCGGCGGCAGCCUUGGGCCAGGAGGACUGCGGGGGUGACCGCAUGUUCAGAGCGCGCCUGUCCCAGCCCGGUGCCGCAGACCAGGAAUGGAAGCUGGGAUUCGGCCUCGAUGGAGAGAUGAGGGUGUCCCUGGUUCCAUGGGGGUGCACAGAGGAUCCAGGGGCGGCAGACACAGACAGAACUGCUGGGGCUGGGAAAUGACCCCUGGGGCUCUGGAGAUGUAAAUUUGUCUGUGAGUUUCUGGCCUGGCCCUUGGCUGAACCUUGGGUGAUUUAGGGGGAAAUCCAUCUCUCUACGUCCCCUCCUUGGCCUGCUUAGUUUGCCAACCCCCGUGAAUAGAAAUGAAGGAAAAUUCAACAGUUCAAA